Messenger RNA from Thermothielavioides terrestris NRRL 8126, 679 nucleotides. RefSeq lists its product as uncharacterized. Bases 161 to 337 code for a protein of 58 amino acids. The record is from RefSeq and is a predicted model, not a curated record. Lineage: Eukaryota; Fungi; Ascomycota; Sordariomycetes; Sordariales; Chaetomiaceae. The transcript has a single exon.
CUUUGGCCUAAAAUGUACUGGCACGCCGCACGGCGGUUUGGAAGGCAAGGAAGGCAGCGACGUCUCGCGCUGUGGUCAGGGUCCUGCGGGAGGGAGGCGGCCGGGGUGUGAUUGGUCAGCGAGUGGAAGAUCAGCAGGAUCGGCAGAGGGCCAGAGGGUGAUGGGCUUGGCAGCCUGCUGUGCGGGCCGGAGAACCCUGUUGCCAUUUGCAGCUUGUUUCUCAGGCUCGCUUUUGCAGCAGGUGGUCUUGACAUUUACAUACACUACGGAUCCGUACACUCCCAAGUUACAAACGUUACGGUGGAUAACAGAACGCAUACCGGUCAAUCCACCAUAGCAGGACGCGACUCAAUUGUACUCCGCAAGUGGCAGUUGGUUUGAGAACGUUUAGAACCAGCCCCUUCCUCAAGACUCGAGUCGUGCGAGGUUGAUCGUUGAUCACGCGAGCCCCCGGGCCGCAGCUCGAGCAGGGCAAGAGCUGUCCUGUCCGACCUGGACUCAAGGCACUGCUGCAUCGGACGUUAGACAUUCGCAAAUCGCACCACGGGCACUCAUCCAUGGCCGCGAUCUAUUGCCACGUCAGGUCAGGUACCUUUGCUGCGUUAGUGUACGGAAUAUAGUGCAAUACCUAAUCCGCACGGACGAGAAGCAGGAGCAGCAUACUGGCAAUUGAAUGGAC